Synchiropus splendidus (mandarinfish) is the source of this 4565-nucleotide messenger RNA. It is a transcript of the gene vps8, whose product is annotated as VPS8 subunit of CORVET complex. Gene Ontology annotation, biological process: endosomal vesicle fusion; protein targeting to vacuole. NCBI's taxonomy places the organism in Eukaryota, Metazoa, Chordata, Actinopteri, Syngnathiformes, Callionymidae. Gene Ontology annotation, molecular function: protein binding. The coding region runs from base 73 to 4257 and encodes 1394 amino acids. The record is from RefSeq and is a predicted model, not a curated record. Gene Ontology annotation, cellular component: late endosome; HOPS complex; early endosome. The transcript has 45 exons.
UGGGUGUCGCCAAUGUCCCAGAAGGAUGUGAGAGGGAGGUAAAGAACAAAAACAUCCAGGAAGACAGCAGAAAUGUCUGAGUCGCCUGACAGCGCUAGCCUCCCUUCUACCCUUUCCCAAGUUAAUUUAAUGGAAUUGGACGCAAUUGACGAUAAGGAGUUUGACAUUCCCCAGAUAGACACCCCGCCUACAUUGGAGAGCAUCCUCAAUGAGACAGACGAUGAGGAAGAAGCUUUCGUUUUGGAGGACACUUGUGUUUUAAAUCCAGAAAACAUUGAUAGAUAUUCCUGUGAAACAGCUUCAUUAACAAGCUCUGAUAGUGGAGACCCAGCGCAAAUCAAAAGGAGGAAGAAGACCUUGGACCCGCAGUCAAAUGUGCAUGGAUCUGUUCUCCGACACAGUCUGCUGAAGGGAAUUUCUGCCCAGAUCGUCUCUGCUGCUGACAAAGUAGAUGCUGGACUUCCUACGGCUAUAGCAGUUUCCAGUGUGAUUGCUGUCGGCACCUCUCAUGGCUUGGCCCUGAUCUUCGAUGGCAACCAGGCUCUCCGGCUCUGUCUUGGAAACAAGGCAUCCGGCGCCGAGUUUGGGGCCGUUUCUGCCCUCAGCAUCAAUCAGGACUGCUCCCGGCUUCUCUGUGGGUUUGCCAAAGGACAGAUUCUAAUGUGGGAUUUGGCCAAUGGGAAGCUCCUGCGAACAAUCACAGAUGCUCAUCCGCCAGGGACAGCAAUACUCCACGUGAAGUUCACCGACGAUCCCACGCUCGCAGUGUGUAAUGACAGUGGCGGGUCCGUCUAUGAACUGGCUUUCAAAAGGGUGAUGGGCAUGCGCUCCUGUGACUCUCGCUGUCUCUUCAGUGGCUCUAAAGGAGAAGUGUGUUAUAUCGAGCCACUGCGUGCUCCUGUUGAAUUCCGAGACCAUCCCAUCACCAACUACUCCCUGCUCGCCAUGGCGUCUCUCACCAAGAUUCUUGUUAUUGGAAUGAAGCCAUCUCUCAAAGUGUGGUUGACGUUUCCUUAUGGCAAGUCUGAUCCGUCCAGUGUUCCUCAACUGGCAUGGCAGUUUGUCUCUGUUCAGAAGACCGUUAACCCUAUCCUGGCCUUCUGCAAAGGAGACACAGUCCAGUUCCUCAUGGUCAAAAAGGAGGUGACUGGAAUGAUCCACGUUGUCAAACAGCGACUCUUGCAACUCGACUGUGAUAUCAUCAGCCUUUGUUGGAUCAACAGUCGUACUUUGGUCAUUGUGGACAGCCGCGAAAAGCUGCAGGUGGUGGACCGAGCCAGUCAGGAGACUUUGGAAACUCUGGACCUGGAACAAGUCCAGCUGGUCUACAACAGCCGCCAUUUUAAAUCUCUCGCUACAGGAGGAAAUGUCUCGCAAGCUCUGGCUUUGGUUGGAGAAAAAGCCUGCUACCAGUCUGUCUCAAGCUUCUCCGGACAAAUCGUCUACCUCGGCACAAAGUCUGCUCACAUCAUGACACUUAAAACAUGGAGAGAGCGUCUGGAUUGUCUGCUGAAGCAAGAGCAUUUUGUUGAUGCUCUGGCGCUGGCGUGGGCCAUCCACGAGGGCAAGGCUAAAGCAGUGGUUGGACUUGUUGGGGAUCCUGUCAAAAGGAAGGCAGUGGUUGGAGACAAGAUGGUGGAUAUCAUGUUCCAGCUGUCAGAGCACACUUUGAAGAGAUGUCAAGAGCAAGCAAAUAAUCUGCUGAUGGAGCAACAUUUCCAGGAGGUCGUUCCUGUCCUCGUGGAUUACUGCCUUCUGCUUCAGAGGACGGACCUGCUGUACAACCAGCUGUAUGGCCAGCUGUCUGAUAACAUCAUUGCUAAAGGAGUGUUCCUAGAAUCCCUGGAGAUGUACAUCAUCAACAACCGCCUCGGAGCUUUGCCCACGCCUUUACUGAAGGAUCUGUUCGACCACUACCAUUGUACCGGUAUGAUGAGCAGCCUGGAGAGAUGCAUCGUUCAUCUGGACGUGACCAGCCUGGACAUGGAGCAGGUAGUUCAGGUUUGCUGGGAAAACCACCUCUACGAUGCUUUGAUCUACGUGUUUAACAGGGGAAUGAAUGACUACAUUACACCUUUGGAGAAAUGUUUUGCUGUGAUUGGUCCCCCACUGAGGAGCAAGGCGGCUUUAACAGAUGAGGAAGUGGAAGUGGGAAACAAACUUUUAGUUUAUAUCAGCUGCUGCCUAGCAGGAAGAGCCUAUCCACUGGGAAACAUAUCCGAAGACCUGGUGGUGCAAGUGAAAAACCAGGUGUUUGACUUCCUCAUACGUCUUCAUUCCGCUGAAACAUCCUCAUCUGAGGAGCAGCUCUUCCCAUAUAUUCAAACCCUCCUCCAUUUUGACACCAGAGAAUUUCUCAACGUCCUUGCUAUGACCUUUGAAGACUUUAAAAAUGACAAGCAGGCUCUUGAGUACCAGCAGAGGAUAGUGGACAUCUUACUGCAGGUCAUGGUGGAAAAUCCGGACUUCACUCCUUCCCAAGUGGGGGGGCUCUUUACAUUCCUAGCUCGCCAGCUGGCUAAGCCAGACAACACCUUGUUUGUCAACAGAAAUCUCUUCAGUCAGGUGUUGGAGUUCCUCUGCAGACCUGAUGACGACUCCAGACAUGCUGAGAGGCAGCAGGCUCUUCUGCAGCUUUUACAAGUAGGGGGCGUCGUCCAGUUUGAUGAAACUAGUCUGCUUGCCAUGGCGGAAGAAGCCAAAUUCUACCAGAUUUGUGAGUUUCUGUACGAGAAGAAAAACCUCCAUGACAAGAUCCUUGACUGCUACCUGAGAGACCCACUCAGAAAGGUGGAGGUGUUCAGCUACAUACACAAUUUGUUGUCCAUGCCAGGCUACAGUGCUGAGGACAAGAACAUGGUCAAGGUGAAGGCCCUGCAGCAAAUGAAGGAACUUGUGGGUCUCAACCAGGAGAAGUCAGCUGAUUUGGCUCUGCUACACUUCAAUGAGGAGUUGCAGCAGAUCGUGUCUCAACUGCAGGAUGACGAACUGACUUUCAAGUUUUUGAGGAGCCUGCUGAAGUCAAGGGAGGAUCUGGGCCCAGGAGACGACCUGCCUUGUGAACUGUACGAGCACCAGAUCCAGCUGAUGUGCCGCUUUGCCCCUGACCAUCUUGUCAACUUCCUCCACUCGUCGCAUUACCGACUGGACCAGGCAUUGAGUAUCACAGAGACGCACCAGCACAGUGAAGCCAGAGCCUAUUUGCUGCAGAAAAAAGGAGAUAUUCACGGGGCUUUUACUGUCUUGCUGGAGUUUCUUCAGGGUAAACUGCAACUGCUCACACCAGACAACAGUGAAGAACAAACAGUCAAGGGCGAUGAAGAACAGUGGCUCGAGAAGAAAACACUCAUGACGACGUUGAACGACUCACUCAAUGAUAUCAUCAACUUGUUGCACAGUAACUCAGCGAAGCUCGACCAGGCUCAAAAGGAGGUCCUGUGGUUUCUUCUACUGGAGGCCACAAUGGCACCGCAUAAGAAGAUGAAAGGCCUCAAUACAAAACAUACAUCUGAGGCCUUGAAGGAACUCACAAUGAAGGUUUUGAACAACAUGAGCAGCUUUAUUUCGCUCCCUGCCAUCAUCCAGCGAAUCCUCAAGGACCCAGUUUACAGUAAAGCCAAGCUGUCAGAGAUCCAGGACCUCAUUUUGGGCAUGCUCGACACCUUCAACUAUGAGCAGACUUUGUUAGAAACAACUACAAGUUUGUUAAACCAUGACCUCCACUGGUCCCUCGCACACCUUCGUGCUGCUGUGACAAAGGGACUCCACCCGCGACAAGACUACUGUAAUAUCUGCCUGCAGCAAUACAAGAAGAAGCAGGAGUCCAUCGAAGAGGUCAUUGUGUUCAGGUGUGGUCACCCGUAUCACUCCCAGUGCCUGCAGCAGAAGGUGUGUGAGAGCACUCAGGAGCCUCAGUGGAGCUGCUUCAAGUGUUCUUCAUCUGAAGGGCGAGCUGGACCCGCCACUCUGCCAAGGACGCGCCGCACCAAUUCUCUGGCACAGACCCGAGUGACCUCUCUCACCUACCAAGCUGGAAGCAGGCCUGAGGGAAGGGAGUUGUUUGUGGAGACCACUUUGGAUAGUCAGCAAGAGCAGUCGUGGGAUCAGCUGCGCUGCUUUUAUCGAGGACCUUCAAGGUUGUCCAUCAUUUCAGAGCUAUCUCUCAGCCAGAGUCAGGAGAAGCGGGACACUCUGAUUCCACCAGGACAGGGAAGCUUUCCCCUCAAGCUCUCUCCUCCUCCACUGCUGGAAGAAUGACGACUCGGCUUCAUUGUUUACUGAAUGUGUGUGUUUUUUUAAACCAAGGAAUCACUGUCAGCUUUGCUGUGUAAAUAUGCUGCUCAUGGAAACAAAGACGUUUGUACAGUGGUGAAAACCUUCCCGUGUGUCCACCUAAUGUCAGUGCCACUCCAGCUGACGAUUCAAAGCCUCCCAGCUUUUAUGAGCUUUUCAAGCUGUCAUUUGUUCCUGCUUUUUAACAAACAUUUGUUUUGUUUUAUGCCGUUGGCCUGUUAUAAAAUCAACUGAAAUCAAAAGACUCCCAUCUCUUUGAAAACACCUGUCGG